GACGCAAACAUAGGGAUGUUUUUAAUCCAUACCUUCUGGAAAAUACUACUCUGGAGCUAUUGUGAAUGUAGGCACACAAGCGGAUCAAUGUUAAGAAGAAGCUCCUUUCCAUUCACAUGAGGAUUUGAGCUGUCAUUCUGCAGUGUGCUGCGAGCACAUACAGCGUGUCUGUACGGAGCCUCCCCGUGCCCUCUGCUGUGCUGCUGGGUUCUGCCUGGCAGUUAGCGUGUUACCUUCAGUUCCUUCCAUGCUGCAGCUGUCCCAGCCAGAACAGACAGCGGGAAGUUCCUGAGGUGCUGAAGGAGGAAGUUAUGAGCAAUGAAUGCUUUUUUUGGGAGAGGGGAAGGGAAGGAGAGCUGAGGUGUAAAGAGCAGCUGCUGUACAUACCUAAUCUCUGUGAAAUACUGAUCUAUGUUUCUGUGUUUUUGCUGUAUUUUUUUUGUAUUUUUCCCUCCACGGACCUGAGCGGAUCACCCCGUUUUGUACUGGGAAGUUAUUGCAGAAUGCCUUCUUUAUUUGCUGUAUGCCUUAUCCAUCCCAGCAUCACCGUUAUGAGUGUACCUACGAAAGAUUUGCGUACUACCUCCUUUGGACGUAUGUUUAAACUCUGCCUUGGGCUCGAUUUGCGCCGUUUUUCCUUUGGUCUGGCAUUUGUGUCGCGCUGGAGCCCAGGGGCUCUGCAGCAGCAGCACCGUGGGGCGCCCCGCCAUGACAGAGCCGCUCUGGAGCGGGGCGCGAGGGGAGGCCGAGCUCCGUCUGCUCUGUGUGCGCGUGGAGAAAAAAAGAAAUAAAGAUGUCCCUUUUCAACCACUCGCCUCCUUCAGCCGCUUCCCUCCGGCCGGGCCUGCUCCGCUCGCGCCCGGCGCCGCCUUCCCGCUCCGCGCGGGGCCGCUGCCCGCCCUCCCGGCGCCGCGGAGGCCUGUGGGUAAAGCCCCGCCGCCAGGUGACAGCUCUCGGCCGCCGCCGGGGCCCGGGCUGAGGCGGCAGGGCCGGGCCGGGCGGGAGGCCGCCAUCCCGGCGGCGCGGGGCGUCCCGCCGGCGGCCGGAACCAUGGAGCGGGCGGCGGCGGCGGCCGGGCCGGCGGCGGAGGGCGGCGUUGUGAGCCGAAGGGCCGCGCGGGCUGGGGCUGGCGCGGCGGCGGGGGCCGGUUCGCGGCAGGCCAGCACCGAGACGCUGGACAGCCCUACGGGAUCGCACGUUGAAUGGUGCAAGCAGCUGAUAGCUGCAACCAUUUCCAGUCAGAUCUCUGGCUCUGUCCCUUCGGAAGGCAUGUCCAGAGACUACCGGGUGUACAGGAGGCCUGAUAUUCGGGCGCUGCGGGAUGGAAACAAACUAGCACAGAUGGAAGAGGCUCCGCUUUUUCCUGGAGAAUCAAUCAAAGUUAUUGCUAAAGACGUUAUGUACAUCUGUCCAUUUAUGGGAGCAGUCAGUGGUACGUUGACAGUGACGGACUUCAGAAUGUAUAUCAAAAGUGUUGAAAGGGAUCCACCUUUUGUUGUUGAUGUUCCUCUUGGAGUGAUCAGUAGAGUUGAAAAAAUUGGAGUACAAAGCCAUGGAGACAACUCUUGUGGUAUAGAAAUAGUUUGCAAGGAUAUGAGAAAUUUGCGGCUUGCCUAUAAACAGGAAGAGCAGAACAGAUUGGAGAUUUUUGAAAACCUUGUAACACGCGCGUUUCCCGUUUCAAAUGGACUGCCUCUUUUUGCAUUCAGCUAUAAAGAAAAGUUUGCUGUUAAUGGUUGGAAAGUAUAUGAUCCAAUGGCAGAAUAUAAGAGGCAGGGCUUGCCCAAUGAGAGUUGGAAAAUAUCAAAAAUUAACAGCGCCUAUGAGCUUUGUGAUACAUAUCCUGCUGUUCUUGUUGUGCCAACCAGUGUAAAGGAUGAUGACCUCUCAAAAGUGGCAGCAUUUAGAGCAAAAGGCAGAGUUCCAGUGCUAUCCUGGAUUCAUCCGGAGAGCCAGGCAACAAUAACACGAUGCAGCCAGCCAUUGGUAGGCCCGAACGAUAAGCAUUGUAAAGAGGAUGAAAAAUACUUACAGACAAUAAUGGAUGCCAAUGCUCAGUCACAUAAACUUAUCAUCUUUGAUGCCAGACAGAAUAGUGUUGCAGAUACAAACAAGGCAAAAGGUGGAGGAUAUGAAAGUGAAAGUGCCUACCCAAACGCAGAGCUGGUCUUCCUGGAAAUUCAUAAUAUACAUGUAAUGAGAGAAUCCCUGCGUAAACUGAAAGAAAUAGUUUAUCCUACUAUUGACGAGACUCGGUGGUUAUCAAACGUGGACUCCACGCAUUGGCUGGAAUAUAUAAGGAUGCUUCUUGCCGGAGCAGUAAGAAUUGCAGAUAAAAUUGAAUCUGGUAAAACUUCUGUGGUGGUACAUUGCAGCGAUGGCUGGGAUCGAACGGCGCAGCUUACCGCACUAGCUAUGCUUAUGCUGGACAGCUAUUACAGAACUAUCAAGGGCUUUGAGAUUCUUAUAGAGAAGGAGUGGAUAAGUUUUGGACACCGAUUUGCAAUGAGAGUAGGACAUGGAGGUGAUGAUCAUGCCGAUGCAGACAGAUCUCCCAUUUUCCUUCAGUUCAUUGACUGUGUUUGGCAAAUGACAAAGCAGUUUCCUGCAGCCUUUGAAUUCAACGAGUUAUUUUUGAUCACCAUUCUGGAUCAUCUGUAUAGCUGUCUCUUUGGGACUUUCUUGUGCAACUGUGAAAAAGAAAGGUUAAAAGAGGAGUUAAGCACUAAGACUGUAUCGCUGUGGUCCUACAUUAACAGUCAGUUAGAUGAAUUCGCAAAUCCUUUCUACGUGAACUAUGAGAACCACGUCCUGUAUCCUGUUGCCAGCCUGAACCAUUUGGAACUGUGGGUCAACUACUACGUCAGAUGGAACCCGAGGAUGCGGCCCCAGGUUCCAAUCCAUCAGAACAUGAAGGAGCUCCUCGCCAUCCGGACUGAGCUUCAGAAGAAAGUUGAAGAUUUGCAACGGGAAGCAGCUACACGGUCCAUUUCCUCCUCCUCUGACAGAGGUUCAUCUCCGUCCCAUUCAGCCACACCAGUGCACACUUCUGUGUGAUGUGUAACAAAAGCCGUGCGAAACAGUUCGGGUCAGGUAAUACAGAGAGGGGGGCAGAAUGUUUUCCUGUCACGCAGGGAUUGUGAGUGGCUUGUAACUGCUAUGAUCUACAUGCCUUACUGUGUCUGAUAUUACCACAAUGAGGCCAAAAAGAGCUUCAGUAGAUGUGAUGUCUUUUCUUGUUGGCAGUCCCCACGUGUUUUGACAUCUCUCGUUAAAUCACCAGUUGUGAAAUUAAACUUUGUUUUGAGCAACUAACAAUUUAACCAUCCUCAAAAGGAAUCCAUCUGCCAAGCAGACAGAAAGAUGCCUCUCACACUGCCUAGGGUACCAUGCCUGCUUGAGAGAAUCAGAUGAAAUGGACAUGAUGCUUACACAGAACACUGAGAACAUUUUUCUGAAUGGGAGCUCUGUACUUCACACGGUAAUACAAUAUAUAUUUUUUGGUAGAGCAGUUGUGUUUUAUAAGGAAAUUGAUGCACUUGGAAAUUGAUUUUAAAGUAAUGUUUUCCAGUGUAGUCAGUUUUGCAUUUCAACUAAAUAUGCCAUUAAAAGUGGACGAAGUUAAACGGGGUUUGUCAAAUACACCACGCUGACUUGUAUGAUGUAAUAUAUUUGGUAAAGCAUGUAUUUUAGUUUUUUUAAUGCCUUUUGUACAAGUUGCAAUAAAGUCUUCCGACGGUUUAUUCAUUGUUCAGUUUCAGCCUCCUGAGUGAGGGGUAAACUUAACCACGUCGAGGUCUUGUUCAAAGUACAGGUUUGUUUUCUAGCAAAUGGUAACACUGGGGUUGAAAUGACACUCAGCUGUGUAAAUUGUAUAGUCUGUAUAGCUCCACAUUUUGCUAACCGUGUUUUGUUUUGAACUGUACACACAAAAUGCAGAGCCGUGUCCGUUCAUAUACGUGUGUAUGUGAUGUUCAGCAUCCGCCAGUGUUCUUAUGCUCUGAGUUCAGAAAGUGGAUCCUGCCUACCCAAACUCAUUCAAAGACCUUAACUCGUAAUGACUUUGUUUGACAAAGUUUUUUUAAGUAAUAUGAGCUUAAUUGGUUUGCUUGAAAUAAAGCCGGUUGGCUUUCUGUUUUUUA
Messenger RNA from Numida meleagris (helmeted guineafowl), 4142 nucleotides. RefSeq names its product myotubularin related protein 1 (gene MTMR1). Gene Ontology annotation, biological process: phosphatidylinositol dephosphorylation. NCBI's taxonomy places the organism in Eukaryota, Metazoa, Chordata, Aves, Galliformes, Numididae. The record is from RefSeq and is a predicted model, not a curated record. Gene Ontology annotation, molecular function: phosphatidylinositol-3,5-bisphosphate 3-phosphatase activity. The transcript has 16 exons. The coding region runs from base 709 to 3057 and encodes 782 amino acids.